UUUGAAGACGUAAAACAAAUUGGUGAAGGUGGAUUUGCAAAAGUAUAUUCUGCAACAUGGAUUGAUGGUAAAACAGAAUAUGACAAACAAGAUGAUGGAAGUUGGAAAAAGGAAGAACCUGAACCUAUGAAAGUUGCUUUGAAAAGGUUAAAUGGAUCACAAAAUAUGUCAGCUGAGUACUAUUUAAAUGAGGUAUGUUUAAUUAAUAAGAUAAACAUAUAUGUAUUGUUAAUGACAUGCUAACUUAAAAUACAUCGGAAACAUUGUAC
This is a messenger RNA of Rhizophagus irregularis DAOM 181602=DAOM 197198, 269 nucleotides long. NCBI's taxonomy places the organism in Eukaryota, Fungi, Glomeromycota, Glomeromycetes, Glomerales, Glomeraceae. The record is from RefSeq and is a predicted model, not a curated record.